AUGGCAGCAGCAGCCACCACCUCAUCCAUGGCGGCAACUGCCGUCUUCAGUACAAGACUCACUACUAAUUGCUCUGCUUUACCCUAUUUGCCUCCUCCUCGCUUGUCUACUUCCUCGGCUUUUUCUUCCAUUUCCCUUCGGAAGAUUUCAGACGCAAAGAGGACUUCAUUGCUACGUGUCAAAGCUUCAGAGGAUUCAUCUGCAGUUGACACUAGUGAACUACUUUCAGAUCUCAAGGAAAAGUGGGAUGCAGUUGAGAACAAAUCCACUGUAAUUAUUUAUGGAGGUGGUGCCAUUGUUGCAGUUUGGUUGGCUUCAAUUGUUGUUGGUGCAGUCAACUCAGUCCCAUUGUUACCCAAGAUACUUGAGUUGGUAGGGCUGGGAUAUACAGGAUGGUUUGUGUACCGAUACCUUCUCUUCAAGGGGUCCUUGAUGAACUAUUCGCCUGAUCAAUAUCUUCCUGUUGGGUGUCCCUUUGAACUGCAGUCAAGUAGAAAAGAGUUGGCAUCGGAUAUCGAAGCUUUGAAGAAGAAAAUUGCUGGAACCGAAUAA
Messenger RNA from Oldenlandia corymbosa var. corymbosa, 552 nucleotides. NCBI's taxonomy places the organism in Eukaryota, Viridiplantae, Streptophyta, Magnoliopsida, Gentianales, Rubiaceae. The record is from the annotation of a GenBank genome assembly.